GCACAACUCUGCACAGCCACGUCUCCCGCCGCUCAAACCUCGCCCUCUGCUUGAAGCAGCGCUCAUGUACGCGGACAUCGACCCCACGCAGGACACGGAGUUUCACGAUGCGUUGCGCGCGCGCGGCAUCAUCCCGGCACUGCCGCCGUCGCGGUCACCAUCGCCCGAGCGCGAGUCGGAUGCGCAGCUCCGCGCCACACGGCUCGCCGGGCUCUCCGAUGCGCAGAUCCGUGCAGCACUAGACGACGCCGCCGAUGCCCGCGACGCCGACGCCGAGCGCGAGCUGGAAGCGCUGCGUGCUCGCCGCGCAGAGGUGCUUGCUCGCGAGCGCCGCACACAUCGCUUCGGCCGGGUGUACCCAAUCGGCCGCCCGGACUACACGCGCGAGGUCACCGAUGCGAGCAAGGCGCAGCCCGGCGUCGAGGGCGCCGACGAAGAGCAGGAGGACGACGAUGAGGGCAUGACGGGCGCCGGGCCUGUCGGCGGGCAAGAGGCCAAGGAGACGAAGAAGGGCACCGGCGUGGUUUGCUUCCUCUACAAGGACGGCAUGGACACGUGCCAGCUGCUGGCUGGCUACUUGAACACGCUCGCGGCCAAGUAUCCGGCGACAAAGUUUGUCAGCAUCGUCGGCGACAAGUGCAUUCCCAACUACCCCGACAAGAACCUGCCGACGCUCCUCAUCUACCGCAACGGCGCUCUGCACCGGCAGAUCAUCGGCCUGCGUCCGGAGAUCGGGUGCGACGGCAUGAAGACGAAGUGCGAGGACAUCGAGCUCUUGCUCACGGCCGUCGGCGUGCUCGAUCGCUCCGAGGUGCCUGGCGAGCCCACACACAUCGACAGUCAGUUCGGGCGCCGCACCGACGAGCACGACAACGGCGACGAGGAGCCCGGGCGGAAGAGCGCAAUCCGCGGC
Molecule: messenger RNA, 913 nt
Organism: Tilletiopsis washingtonensis
Lineage: Eukaryota; Fungi; Basidiomycota; Exobasidiomycetes; Entylomatales
Product: thioredoxin-like protein
Exons: 5
Biological process (GO): protein folding
Cellular component (GO): cytoplasm
Source: RefSeq, a predicted model, not a curated record